Fusarium coffeatum is the source of this 525-nucleotide messenger RNA. RefSeq lists its product as uncharacterized. Lineage: Eukaryota; Fungi; Ascomycota; Sordariomycetes; Hypocreales; Nectriaceae. The transcript is spliced from 3 exons. Bases 1 to 525 code for a protein of 174 amino acids. The record is from RefSeq and is a predicted model, not a curated record.
AUGUCGGAAGAUCGGAAAGUGGAGGACGACCUCCGGCGGCUGAAGGUCAAAGUAAAAAAAAAGGUCAAAGGCUUGUGGAGAAGUUCCGACAAAUUGGAAAUACCGACGGCUGAUAAUGAAGGGCCUUCUGAGCAAUCAACGCCCGACUCCCAACAAUUAGCCACUGGAAGCCUACAAGGGGGGCAACCCCAGCUAACUGCAGACUCUGUUACGCCUGGAGUCGCUCCCCACCAGCAAGAUGCACUUUCGGCUAAGGCAGAGGUUACAGAUACGGCCGGUUGGGACAAGAUCUGGGUUGAAGCAUACAAGAUGGUCAAGGAAGACCCAAAGAAAGCAAGUCUCCUUGCCAAAUUUGAGUUGUUCCUGGAGAAUAGAGGUCAGACUGUCGAGCCUGCGACCAAUGAUGAUGCCUCUACUGCGGUUGACAGUUUUACUCGACUGAAGACGAUCCAGAAGAUUGCCGAAGAACAGCUUACUAAGUUUUGCUCCGACACCCCCACGCCCAUUCUUGCCAUCCGCAAGUAG